Molecule: messenger RNA, 705 nt
Organism: Spinacia oleracea (spinach)
Lineage: Eukaryota; Viridiplantae; Streptophyta; Magnoliopsida; Caryophyllales; Amaranthaceae
Product: cysteine-rich repeat secretory protein 58-like
Exons: 3
Coding region: 1-705 (234 amino acids)
Source: RefSeq, a predicted model, not a curated record
AUGGCUAUUUUUAAUCCAAAAGCUAUCGGCCUUCUCUGCCUUUCAUUCUUUUUUUUCAGACCUGUUGUUUCAGAAGACCAAGUUACUUUUAUGCAGGAGUUUUGUUCUGAGAAACAAUUUGAUCAUGGAAGUGUAUAUCAAAGCAAUCUGAAUGUUCUUCUUGCCAAUCUCUCAAAUGAAGCGGUCUCAAAAAAGUUCUACAACUUCACAGUGGGAAAUAGUGUUAAUAAAGUGUAUGGCCUCUUCCUUUGCAAUGGGGCCUACACUGCUCAAUGUAUGUUACGUUAUGCAAACCACUCCAUAUUCUCCAUUGUCGAUGAUUCUGUGCAUUUCGACUUUGAUUAUGGACCGCGUGUUUACCAACAGUUUGACCAGCAAUUAUCAAGCAUGUUGAUCGGCCUCUUCAAUAAGGCCAUAGUGGAUAAUACGUCAUUGGCUUCUGCAUUAGGCGUGGUCUAUGUCAGAGAAACCAUUUCACUUGCGGGCUAUGUUGAUUGUACUCCUGAUUUAAGUCCAUACGACUGUAACAGAUGCUUGCAAUCGGGACUCAGUAGGCUUCCUAUGAAUGGAAGACAAUUAGGAACAACUGCCCUGCCAAGCUGCCGGUUGUCAUACUUCUAUAUUGAUGUCAGCCCAGGGAAAAGAUUUGGUGCAUCACAGGUAAAUCAUCUUCUGAAGUAUGAGUUUUACAGUUACAUUGUCUGA